AUAGUAAUCCUUCAAGGAAAACUGUUUGCAAUGUUAUGACAAUUAAUUUAUUUUCCUUUGUUGAAACUAUACCAUGUGUUGUCAGUAAACGUUUCCAGAAAUUUGAAUUCGAUUGAAUUUAGCACUAAAGUAAAACCUUACCCACUCCUUGGCCAGAAAAGUCUGUGCCUUUUCAGAUGUUUUAUAAACAUCAGAUGAACAGUUCUCCAUUCUAGUUGGUGAACUGGCUCCUGGCCAAAACCAUUCUGUUAAAUUUAGCAUUUAUAUUUUUGUUCAGUGUAUUUACAUUCACACCUUCAAUGACAUGUUCCAAAUAGCACCUUUCCAAGUAAGGAGAUGUGAGGAGUAGAAUUGGCAAUACUACAGUAGUAUCCUGUUAAACACAUCUAGAGGGUCAGAGUAGACAUGGUUUUGACACAACGCCCUGUUCAGCAUGUUCAAAGUUAAACUUCUAGCUAAUUACUGAGUGGGUAUUACUGAAGGUUCUGAGUAUUCCCCUACCAAAAUAAUUCCUAUCAAAGUAAAUAAACCAUGGGAACAGUCAACAGUGAUUCAAAUCUACUACUGUAAUAAAUAUGUUUCACAUUCUCAAACAUGAAGGGAUAUAACAACCAAGGGUAUAGGGGGAAUUCAACCUAAUUACAAAUUCACCUCACCAUAUUAAUACCCAGAAAGACAGCAAAUCAUCAGUCACUGACUCUCCAGGACCAUAUAUGCUAGGUAUCCAUGAGAUGUUAGCUCCGGCCCUCAUAACUCAAUGCAAAUGGGUCAGUAUAGAUCAGAAAACUUUGGUGGCAACAGGAAAUAUUACAGCUGUCCUGUGCUGGACAAAAGUAUACCAAAAUGCUUAGGUUGUUAUAUGUUAAUGAAAUGUUAUAACACGUUAAUUAUUAUGUAGCAAAGAGUACGUCAAUAGUAAAUAUAAAUGUAAAUCCACAGAAAAGACAUUCAGUGGCACAUUAAGAAGAUCUUGAAUUAAUUGAAGACCUUUUGGCACACACAUCUAGGCCAAAAUGGGGCACAACCUCUUCCCAAGCCUCUCAAACUAGUUGCAUUAACCAUUGCUUAACUGUUGGCUCACCUUUCCACCUACACAUCUUAUAUAGCCUGUGCAGGGUUAGGAUUUGAUUGGAUUGCAGCCAUCCCUUUGUUUUGUUAUCUAGAUCACAAUGACGAUCAAACUUUAUAAGAUUGACCUUAAUGGGGAUUAAUCUACGGAUUCUUAGAUGUUCGAGAUGGGAUCAGUUUAAUUGGGAUUCAUUUAAUCUCAGUUCAUAAAUUCAUUUUGAAAGCACAUUUUAAAAAGAAUCAAGGAUGCAAAUGCAAACGUUUCUGAAUGUAUAAUUUAAUUGUGCAAUGCUGGGGGGAAAAUGUCCUACAAGCGGCCAUAUUGGUCAGCUAAUACAGGGCUAGUAAAGACACAGUGCACUACUUUGUUAUUUAAAAAAAUAUAUAUAUAUUUCAAAUUUUUUUUUUUUUGAUUUUUCAGCACCCCUACUUCCCACAGCUAUGCCUUCAGUAGCCUAUAACUUGUCCAAGAAAGUUAAAGAUCCUGCGAAAAGCAAGGUUGUAGCAGAUUGCCUGUUACAGCUAGAAGAGGAUGGACCUUACGUUCUUAGCUUUGUUCCUCUGGGUUUUUCUCUAGGCCUCCAGGGAGUUUUCCCUGGCCACUGUGCUUCUGCUUCCACUUCUGCUUGCUCUUUGAGUUCUAUGCCGGAUUACUGUAAAAACACUUUGUGACAACUGCUGAUGUAAAAAGAGCUUUAUAAAUGUGAUGAUUGAUUGAGAUGACAAGACAUCAACAAUGAAGAAGUACAAAAGCAUGGCAGCCGCCUGACAAGAAAGACUUGUUAGAUGUUAUUACACACUUGUAAGCCUCUUAGUCCCACUAAUUCUCCCUGACUGUGGGCUGUGGCUGGCAGGUGUUUACUCUACACAGCAAUGAUGGCUUAAUCCCCAUGUAGGCUAUAUGGUUCCUCAGAAUCGCCCCACUCCAGAAGAAUUUGACGGUCUUCCCAGUGAAGGACUUUGAACUAUGGAGGAGCUACUACUGCCCACUGAAGGCGAGGAGACGCGCUCCAACAAUAGCUCGUAUUCUCCAAGAGGAGAAACCAUGUACCAACGUGUCAAUAGAUUUCUCCAUGGGGCUUUUGUUGAUGACGUGAAACAGUGGUUAAGGGGCUACCUGAAGCGCAACGGCUUGCUGACGCUCUCGGUUUUUGCCGUGUUGACGGGCUGUGUCCUGGGGGCUGUGUUAAGAGGGAGCCAUCUCUCUACCCAGGCUAAGAUAUAUUUCUCGUUCCCUGGAGAGCUUCUCAUGAGAAUGCUCAAAAUGCUUAUCCUCCCCCUCAUCACAUCCAGUUUAAUGUCAGGCCUGUCGUCCAUGGAGCCCAAAGCCUGUUGUCGUGUGGGUGUUCUCACUGUGACCUACUACCUGUGGACCACCUUCAUUGCGGUGGUGGUGGGUAUCCUGCUGGUGAUCAUCAUCAAGCCUGGGGUGGGCACUGAGAUGGACAGCAUCAGGCUAGGAGGAGGGCCCGUCAUGACUUCUGCUGAUGCCUUGCUAGAUCUCAUCAGGAAUAUGGUUCCUUCCAAUCUUAUUGAGGCAACAUUUCAGCAGUACAAAACAGAUCUGGUUCCUAUCCUGAAAGUCUCCAGGGUCAUAGUGCAGCCCAACUUUGUGUACGACAUACCUGAUGAAAGUGACCCCAGUGGUCGGACAGUGUUCCUGGAGCUCACUCCACCCCCUGAGAUCCACUACAAGACCAGACCUGGCAACAGCCAACAGAUGAAUGUGCUGGGGAUCGUCAUCUUCUCUGCCACUAUGGGGCUGUUGCUGGGGAAAAUGGGCGAGAGAGGAGCACCACUAGUCAACGUGUGUCAGUGCGUUAACGAAUGUGUCAUGAAAAUCACCAACACUGCUGUUUGGUAUUUUCCAUUUGGGAUCAUAUUCCUCGUAGCUGGAAAAAUCCUUGACAUGCAGGACCCAUCUAAUCUUGGGAAGAAGCUGGGCUGGUACACCAUCACUGUUCUGACCGGGCUGUUUGUUCACGGCCUCAUCCUCCUCCCCUUCUUCUAUCUUGUCCUGACUCAGAAAAACCCCUUCACUUACAUCAGAGGCCUGCUACAAGCCUUGGUCAUAGCACUGGCCACCUCCUCAAGUUCUGCCACUCUACCCAUCACUAUGAAGUGCUUGCUGGAGAACUGCAAUGUGGAUCGGCAGAUAGCACGCUUUGUGCUGCCUGUGGGGGCCACCAUUAACAUGGACGGAACGGCUCUUUAUGAGGCCGUGGCGGCCAUCUUUAUCGCCCAGGUCAACGAUUAUGAGCUGGACUUUGGCCAGCUGGUCACCAUUAGUAUAACAGCUACAGCUGCCAGCAUAGGUGCUGCUGGGAUUCCCCAGGCCGGCCUCGUUACCAUGGUCAUUGUCCUGACGUCAGUGGGUCUGCCGCCUGAUGACAUCACCCUCAUUGUGGCCAUCGACUGGGUGCUGGACCGUUUCCGAACCAUGAUCAAUGUGCUUGGAGACGCUCUGGCAGCAGGAAUCAUCGGCCACUUAUGUCGGAAAGACUUUCCUCGCGGUGGUACUGGCAAGUCCCAGCCUUCAUACGGCACACAGAACAAACACAACUUGCACGACAUGCAGAAUGGCAUGCCACUGACCGAGUUGCCUUUGCAAAAGCAAGACUGCUGUUAUGAGGUGAUGGAAGACACAGUCAACGAGAGCCCCACUAUAUACUACAACAUCUGUCAAGUUUAACUCCUGGGAACACGCCAACCUAAAAUGCUGGACAUUUUUGGAGCGCUUUUCCCCCACCUCUGCCAUGAAACAGUAUUAAACUGCUGUCACCUACCCCUUUUUUGUGACUUAACUUUUUGUGAUGGAACAUUUUGUUCCGCUUUGAUGGUGACACUGCAAAGGACAAAUCAGUGUUUUCCACAAAUAUUUUUUUAAAUAUUUUUUUUAACAGUGAUGAGUUAGGAAUUGCCCCAUUGUACCACUACCAUCUUAUGUGGUAUUGACUAUGGCAAUUAACUCUGCUCGUCCAACAUCAAGUGGAUUCCCUGGAUAUUUGUAUUGUAUUUAUUAUUGUUCUCUACUGAACUGUUCCUCAUCAUGAUCCAUGUGUUAAUAACUACAUCCAUUUUGAACAACUUUAUUGGGAGUUGUAGACUAUGUGUGUUAUUGAUUUGUUUGACAAGCAUAGGAAGUAUUGUAUGGUCAUAUUGUACAUUCAAACAUUGCAAUGAACUCAUAUUUAACUCAACCAAAUCUUCCUUUUAAUGUACCUAACAUUUAGUGGCAGUUUCAACCAUCUCUAAAUGUAAUAAAGUACAGGGAGAAAUGCUGUACAAUUCAAAACACCUCCUCUGAUUAUCAUUGUAUAUGAGCCCACUUUAUUAAUAUUCAUAGACUUUCAAAAAACAAAAUGUAGUGUUGCCUUAAAUAGAAUAUUUAAUUUAUCAUCUACACAGACACCAACCAUUUUGUCUGCCAACAAAUAAGCAAACUAACAUACCAUUCCUCCCUUAAUCCUAGCAACAUAUUACUUUAGGAAUAACAUUGUUUCUUCAGAUUAAUUUAUUGUACGUAUUUUGAUAAAUAUAUUUUUGUUUUUGAUUUCAAGUGAUUUCUGGUCUAUUUAUAUUUUGCUAUAAAAUUCAACAUCAACAUGGACUUGAGUUCCUUCCCACUGGGCACAAACUGAAUGAAUCAACAUUGUUUCAACGUCAUUUGUCAACAUAUUUAGACAUGGAAUCUACAUGAAAAAUAAAUGUACUUUGAAAAACCCUCAAAAACUGUUUUGAGGGUGAAAUUUCAACUACAAGAUUAUGUCAUCAUGGGAACCAAUUUUCAACAUAGACAAACCUUGUAAAGAAUUUGUACCUUUGAACAAUGUCAGAUCGUCAUAGUUAUAUCCACUGUCAGAGAAAAAAAAAAAAACAAUAGGCUGGGCAGCACCUCCUACUGGAGGGUUGAUCUAUCUACAGCACAGGUGUCAAACUCAUUCCACGGAGGGCCGAGUGUCUGCGGGUUUUCGCUCCUCCCUUGUACUUGAUUGAUGAAUUAACAUCACUAAUUAGUUAGGAACUCCCCACACCUGGUUGUCUAGGGCUUUAUUGAAAGGAAAAACCAAAAACCUGCAGACACUAGGCCCUCCGUGGAAUGAGUUUGACACCCCUGAUCUACAGCUAUCCAUUUGGUCUCCCAUCCAGGGUUUUAACUAAAACCAGCCCUGCUUAGCAUUGAUAUUUGUUACUGACUACUACCAAUGUGCUAUCUUGAGAAUUAUUGUUGAGAGACCUCUUUAUAUCUGGUUAUAUCGAAGUCAUACCGAAGGAUUGAUUUAGCAGAGCAAAUGAAAUGUAACCAUACUUUAUAAGUCUUAUAUAAUCAAUGAUACUAUACUGAACGAAAAUAUAAACGCAAAAUGUAAAGUGUAGGUCCCAUGUUUCAUGAGCUGAAAUAAAAUAUCCCAGAAAUUGUUA
Salvelinus fontinalis (brook trout) is the source of this 5490-nucleotide messenger RNA. Its product is annotated as excitatory amino acid transporter 5-like. Gene Ontology annotation, cellular component: plasma membrane. The record is from RefSeq and is a predicted model, not a curated record. Lineage: Eukaryota; Metazoa; Chordata; Actinopteri; Salmoniformes; Salmonidae. The transcript has 11 exons. Gene Ontology annotation, molecular function: L-glutamate transmembrane transporter activity; neutral L-amino acid transmembrane transporter activity; glutamate:sodium symporter activity. The coding region runs from base 2036 to 3760 and encodes 574 amino acids. Gene Ontology annotation, biological process: L-glutamate transmembrane transport.